CCUGUCGUCUGCAGACUGACCUUACGAUUUUUUAUUUAAUUUGGAAAACACAAAAAUUUUUUUGCUAUUAAAAAAAUGAAAAGUAGCGUAAGUGAAAUAUAAGCUUUUCUCAAUGUCGGACGAUUCGGAUUUUGAUGGAGAGCCAGAGGAAUUUGACAUUCACAAAAGAAAAUAUCAACUGCUUGCCGAACGAUGCGAAGUUUUACAACAGGAUAAUGAACGGUUGGUGCAUAGGAUUCAUUUGGUUCGAAAAAUUUUGAAAAGAGCCAAAAAAGAGAAAAAGUACUUGAUUGAUAGACUUGAUAAACAUGGUGAUAAUUGGAGAGAAGUUCCAAUGGGAGUGCUGGAAGAGAAUAAUGUUUUUCCAAGUGCACCAAAACAAGAAAAAGGUUUAAAAUCAAGUGGGAAUAAUGUAAAAGAAGAAAAACCCAAAAAAGGGACUAAACGAAAGGGUACUAAAGCAGAUCCUAAUGCACCCAAAAGACCUGCUAAUCCAUUUUUUCAAUUUUGCCAAGAGCAAAGACCUCGAGUUAUGGAAAGAUUAGCUGGUGAGCCAGAGCCAAGCAAGCAAGAACUCACUAGACAAUUAGCAACUACUUGGAAGUCACUCAGUUCUGAGGAUAAAAAGGUGUAUUAUGAUAUGUAUGAGAGAUCAAAAGAAAAGUAUGUAGCUGAAAUGCAAGUUUAUAAUAAGAAAGCUGAAGAUAAUCCUGUGCAAAUGUCUAUGAAUUUGUAAUAAUGUAGAUAAUUGUGUAAAUAAAGUAAUA
Phymastichus coffea is the source of this 767-nucleotide messenger RNA. RefSeq lists its product as uncharacterized. The transcript has 4 exons. Bases 113 to 736 code for a protein of 207 amino acids. The record is from RefSeq and is a predicted model, not a curated record. Lineage: Eukaryota; Metazoa; Arthropoda; Insecta; Hymenoptera; Eulophidae. Gene Ontology annotation, molecular function: transcription cis-regulatory region binding.